CAAAAUGCAUUCUCAAACGGUACCUAAUCUACUAAAAUUUCUGUGAAAGGUCUCGCAUCAAAAUGAGGUCCACACUGACACGAAAGCUUUCAUAAAAAUUUUGAUUGAUUAUUGAGGAUCCCGAGCAUAACUCGUCCAGUAAACGUCCACAUCACACGUGAGGUGACACUUUCCUCUCUAUUCCCACCAACUACCUAAUUUAAUCACUACUCAUCCAUGAAAAAAUAAAGAAAUUGAUUAAAAAACUAUCCAUAGCCAUCACCGUCCCAGACACCUCCUCUUCACCACCACACAAAAGAAUGAAUUCCCACAUCCUUUCAUGGCUUCCAAUCCUCCUUUCAUUCAUAAUACUCUCCUUGUUCCUUCAAUUUCCGCUAUCUUCGAGUAUUAACCCCGACCAAUCUCUGUACCGGGACUGUGGUAGUACUUUCAAUUGUGGCUCCAUCACCGGACUGGAUUAUCCUUUCCGCGGAGAAGAUGAACCAGAAUACUGUGGUUAUCCGGGUUUUGUUCUCAAUUGUCAAAACAAUAUUGCCACCUUUUACAUCAACCACCUUAAAUUCCGGGUUUUGAGUAUCGAUCAAGCUGCCCAAACUAUGAGGAUUGCCAGAGAGGAUGUGAUUGAAGCAACCUGCCCACAGGAUUUAGUUAACACCACCCUGGAUGAUACGCCAUUCGAAUACGUUUCCAGUGGUUACAGAAACCUUAGUUUUCUCUAUGGUUGCCCGGCUCCAGUUGGACUAAUUCUGGGUAUAAUCAAGUUAGUUACCUGUAACAUUUCUGGGUAUAACAGUGUGUAUUUAUUGCCUGAAACUCCGAUCCCUCUUGGCUGUGACGUUAGCGUCACCGUUCCGGUUGAUGAUUGGGUGGGGUCUUUAAUUCCACAGGAGUGGGAACAAGCUAUCCAGGGAGGGUUUAAGGUUAGAUGGAAGGUGGAUAGCAGAGUAUGCAUGGACUGUUCCGGGUCCCAGGGACGGUGUGGAUAUAAUCUUGCUACCAAACAAAGCACUUGCUACUGCCCCGACCCGCCUUACGUGUCGGAUACCUGCUCCACGACUGCCGGAGCCGGACUGAGGUCUACGCCGACCCUGGGGAGCAAUUCUUCAAAACCAUCGUCAACAAACACAGCCCUUAUCAUAAUAUCUGCUGUCCUAGCUGGUAUUGGCCUAGGAUGGGGUAUCUUUGCAUGUACACAACGGAAAAAACGCAUUGCUGCUCAAUCUUCCAUAUCUGCUGCUGCUAAAAGCAAAGAUAUUCCAUCUCCUACUCUAAGCAAAGGCCUCAUUACUCCUUCAGCUAGUUUCUCCCAUAGCAUUCCAUCUUAUCCCUUCCCAAGCAUUGAGUUUGGAAAGGCAAGCACCUACUUCGGAGCUCAGGUCUUCAGCUACACUGAACUUGAAGAAGCCACCAACAAUUUCGACCCUUCUAGAGAACUUGGAGAUGGAGGCUUUGGCACCGUGUACUAUGGGAAGCUACAAGAUGGUCGAGUAGUUGCAGUGAAGCGCCUUUAUGAGAACAAUUUCAAACGUGUGGAGCAAUUCAUGAAUGAAGUAGAGAUCCUUACUCGUUUAAGACAUGAGAACCUUGUAGCACUGUACGGAUGCACAUCAAAACGAAGCCGAGAACUCCUCCUUGUUUAUGAAUACAUCCCCAAUGGAACAGUGGGCGAUCAUCUUCAUGGAAAACGAGCAAAUUCUGGUUUACUUUCUUGGCCUGUCCGAUUGAGCAUUGCCACAGAGACAGCUGUUGCUCUUGCCUACCUCCAUGCAUCAGAUAUCAUACAUCGCGAUGUGAAAACCAACAACAUCCUCCUAGACAACAAUUUCCGGGUAAAAGUGGCUGAUUUUGGGCUGUCUCGAUUGUUUCCCAACAAUGUCACCCAUGUGUCCACUGCCCCACAAGGUACACCGGGCUAUGUUGAUCCUGAAUACUACCAGUGCUACCAACUUACUGAGAAGAGUGACGUUUAUAGCUUUGGGGUGGUCUUGAUUGAGCUCAUCUCAUCAAAACAAGCCGUUGACACAAAUAGGAGCAGGCAGGAUAUUAAUUUGUCUAAUAUGGCUAUGAAAAAAAUUCAAAAUCGUGCAUUGCAUGAGUUGGUUGAUCCAUCUCUUGGGUUUGAAACAAACAGUUCGGUGAGGAGGAUGACCACAUUGGUGGCGGAGCUAGCUUUUCAAUGCUUGCAAACAGAUAGGGAAAUGAGGCCUUCCAUGCAAGAAGUACUGGAGGCUUUGAGAAAAAUUCGGAAUGAAGAUUUGAAUGUACAAAAAGCAGAGGUAGUAGACAUUUUGAAAGGGAAUUUUCCACUGAUGUCGCCUGAUUUGGAGGCAGCUGAGAAAUGGGCUAGCAACUCUACUACACCUAGUUCCAGUGGUUGAGUUUUCCUUUUCAUGUCACUGAGUGGGUUACAUUUCGCUUUCUUUUCAUCUGUGUGCUUCUUUUUUUCUUUUGUUUGUAGAAGAUAUAGAUGUGAGACUUUAUCUAUCAAAUGAUGCAAGUUUAAAAGGAAUGUACAUAGUAAAUGAAAGCUGUCCACAACCAAAUAGUGUUCAUA
Molecule: messenger RNA, 2554 nt
Organism: Camellia sinensis
Lineage: Eukaryota; Viridiplantae; Streptophyta; Magnoliopsida; Ericales; Theaceae
Source: RefSeq, a predicted model, not a curated record